This is a messenger RNA of Glycine soja, 3162 nucleotides long. RefSeq names its product pentatricopeptide repeat-containing protein At2g21090-like. The record is from RefSeq and is a predicted model, not a curated record. Gene Ontology annotation, molecular function: RNA binding; protein binding. Gene Ontology annotation, biological process: RNA modification. NCBI's taxonomy places the organism in Eukaryota, Viridiplantae, Streptophyta, Magnoliopsida, Fabales, Fabaceae. The transcript has a single exon. The coding region runs from base 388 to 2133 and encodes 581 amino acids.
GAUUACUUAAUUCACACCACUAUCUAAUUUAGAGCCUGUUUGGAUGCAAAGUAGAGAAAGACCCCUAAUGGGCAAACUUAACGAAUAUCCCAGGAAUGAGGAAUGAAAUAGCUUCUGCUAUCUACUCACUCUUGCCACUGAGAGCUUUUGAAAGUUUCAAACUCUCAAAAGCACGCACUUAUGACUUAUAUCCAAAAUUUCUCUACUGGAAAAAGUUUCUCUCAAAAUCGUUUGUAAAUAUGGCACUUAACCUUCUUAAGCUCAUCUCCCUGGCAAUCAAAAUGAGCAUUACAAAAAGACCCUUAAUUUGAAGAAGUGGGUCCCAUUAACAAGACCUCGUACCCAUGUUGUUUUGAGUUUGAUUCAGCGACAGAAAGCAACAUAAUUAUGCUCCCAAACGAUGUCAUUUCCUCCGUUGAAAAAUACUCGUUUUUGAUUUCAAAGUGCAUCACGGCGAGGAGGGUGAAACUCGCAAACGCCGUGCACGGUCACCUUAUCAAAACCGCGCUUUUCUUCGACGCUUUCCUCGCGAACGGUCUAAUUGACGCGUAUUCAAAGUGCGGCUGCGAAGAAAGUGCACACAAGACCUUUGGCGAUCUUCCCAACAAGACCACUCGUUCGUGGAACACGCUAAUAUCAUUUUACUCAAAAACGGGCUUUUUCGAUGAGGCGCAUAACCUGUUCGACAAAAUGCCUCAACGGAACGUCGUUAGUUAUAACUCGUUAAUAUCCGGCUUUACGCGCCACGGGCUUCACGAAGAUUCGGUUAAGCUCUUUCGGGUGAUGCAAAACAGUGGUAAGGGUUUGGUGUUAGACGAGUUCACGCUGGUUAGCGUAGUUGGAAGCUGCGCUUGUUUGGGUAAUCUUCAAUGGUUGCGUCAGGUUCAUGGGGUGGCAGUUAUAGUUGGCAUGGAGUGGAAUGUGAUUCUUAACAACGCGUUAAUUGACGCUUAUGGGAAAUGUGGGGAACCCAAUUUGUCGUUUUCUGUGUUUUGUUACAUGCCAGAGAGAAAUGUUGUUUCAUGGACAUCAAUGGUUGUGGCUUACACUAGAGCAUGUAGAUUGGAUGAGGCUUGUAGGGUAUUUAAGGACAUGCCGGUUAAGAACACGGUUUCUUGGACUGCUUUGUUAACGGGUUUUGUGAGAAACGGGGGUUGUGAUGAAGCUUUUGAUGUCUUCAAGCAAAUGUUGGAAGAGGGUGUAAGGCCUAGUGCUCCAACUUUUGUGAGUGUUAUAGAUGCCUGUGCACAGGAGGCGCUUAUAGGAAGAGGUAAACAGGUGCAUGGUCAAAUUAUUAGAGGUGACAAAAGUGGUAACUUGUUUAAUGUGUAUGUGUGUAAUGCUUUGAUUGACAUGUAUGCUAAGUGUGGAGAUAUGAAAUCAGCUGAAAAUUUGUUUGAGAUGGCUCCUAUGAGGGAUGUGGUAACUUGGAACACAUUGAUUACUGGGUUUGCACAAAAUGGCCAUGGGGAGGAGUCACUGGCUGUUUUCAGAAGGAUGAUAGAAGCCAAAGUAGAGCCCAAUCAUGUGACAUUUCUUGGGGUGCUAUCUGGUUGUAACCAUGCAGGUUUAGAUAAUGAAGGAUUACAAUUGGUGGAUUUGAUGGAAAGGCAAUAUGGAGUGAAGCCUAAAGCUGAACACUAUGCUUUGUUGAUUGAUUUACUGGGGAGGAGAAACAGACUCAUGGAAGCCAUGAGUUUGAUUGAAAAAGUGCCUGAUGGUAUUAAGAAUCACAUUGCAGUGUGGGGGGCAGUGUUGGGGGCUUGUAGGGUUCAUGGGAACUUGGACCUCGCUAGAAAGGCUGCAGAGAAACUGUUUGAGUUGGAACCAGAAAAUACGGGUAGAUAUGUUAUGCUGGCAAACAUCUAUGCUGCAUCUGGCAAAUGGGGUGGUGCCAAAAGAAUCAGGAAUGUAAUGAAGGAGAGGUGUUUGGAGAAAGAACCAGCUUGUAGUCGGAUAGAGUUAAGGAAUGCGAGACACGAGUUUGUGGCCAAGGACAAGUUCCAUCCACAGGUUGAAGAGAUAUGUGAAGUGAACAGUAAAUUAGUUCUUCAUUCGAAGGAUGCUGGAUAUCAGCCUUAUACUGAUUACCCUUUUCUUCCUGAUUAUGAUGAUGAUUUCUACUUUAGUUAGGUCAGUAUACUCGCAUUGAUGAGACAUGGUGAUUACCAAGGAUACUACUCUUCAAUCAUACUCCACUCAGUAAGCUUUGUGAGACCAUCUAAUAAGAGUGUGGUAGUUUCCAUGUAGAGAACAUUCAAAUGUCCCUUCAACUCAAUGAUACAAGACUCAUGUAUUGGAGUGAACAUGCAUUGGAAUGUGUAUUAACUGCAACACAAACACACACUAAUGCGUGUUUGGGAGCCAAAUACAAUGGAUGCAACUGGUAUUUUUUCCAAUCCAACGAGAGUUACUUCUAUGUUUGAUUCCUCAGACGCCAAGCGGACGUUUAGAAGCUUUCAAGAAUUAAUCCAAACAUAUCCUAAGUAAUAACUGAAUGUGAUUAUAUUUGGAUUGGUUAGUUUAGUGGCCUUCACUGUACUUGGCUACUGCUGUUGCCGUUGUCUCCUCAUGUCUUGAGACGCAAUACUGGCAUUACAUUUGUAUUGAAAUUUCACCCUAUGGCUACAUCCAAGUACAAUCAUUUGAUUAACUGCAGCUAUUGAUUUGGAUAGAUCAGAAUUAUGAAUGAUCACUGCAAGCAAUUAAUGAGCCUAUCACAAUUUAUUGCCGGCUAUUGUUGUAUGCAAAUGUGUCAUCAAAAUAAAAUUAUCCUUGUUUUGGUCUUGAGUUGACUCUUGUACAGUUGGACACAGUAGACCCUCCUUUUAAUUUUAAUUUUUUAAACUGACCAUAGUCAAGGUUCUUCGAUAUGAUGACAAUUUUAUGGUCAGUGGGGACCACGGUACUUUGAAACUCAUAGCCAAGUUUGUCCACCUCAUCGUUUAUUAUGCUUUGAGAAAGUGAUUUUCUUAGAAACUGACCCCAGUCAAAAACAACUUAUUUUCUUAGAAACUUCCUGUGAGAGUGUGAUUCUAGAAGCCUGACUCUCCCAAAAUUUUGCUUUGAUGAACACUCUAACGUCGCUCUAUUCACCCCUAUUCAGAGCCAGCCUGCGGUUACUAGACCAAAGUUUCCGAGUGUGUAUUUCAGUCAGUGUUU